CCUCCACCGCCGACCCUCCCAAACUCCCAAGCCCCAAACCCCACCGCCCACCCUCCCACGUACCGGCGUACCACCACCACCGCCCCGCCUCUCCAUCUCCGGCCGCGGGAGUAAGCCGCCGCCGACCACCGUCUAAAGACGCCCGCCGGGCGCCGGCCGCGUCGCCUGAGGAUUCGACAUACCAAGCCAAUCUGCUCGAUCUGGGUUUCAGGAGGAAAUCAUAAAAAAUUGACCUAAGAACAGAGAUUUGUUUUUUGACAAGUCUAAAAACAGAGCUUUAUGGUGCAAAGACAGUUAUGGGCCAGAUUCAUACAGAUGGUCAGAAAAUCAAGUUAGAAUUGAAGAGAACUGCUGAUUCUGAUAAUGCUCAUGUGGAGGAUAAACUUGCAGCUACUGAUAACUUUUCAGACACAAAAUCAAAUGCAACUUCAUUAAAAAUGCUGUUAGCAAAAGAGAUGAGUAAAGAAAUGGAGUCAAAGAGCAAUCCACCAGGUGUCAUUGCCAGAUUAAUGGGGCUUGUGGAAGAUUUUCCUGCCAAAGAACAAGUCUUACACCACGCCAAUGGAGAUUUCAGGGAAAAUCAAUCAUGUAACCACCCAGGGCAGCACCAUUCCAUGCAGCCGAUGACACAAGUUAUCGACCCAUCCCGCGAAACAAUUGAAUAUAAUGGUGUAUAUGAAGGGUGUGAAGGGAAAGCAAGAAUGAGCCUUUUUCAGGGCCAAUCUUCACAAAAAAGAAGGUACUCUGAGAACAAGAGUGACAGAAUGGAUGUUGUCCCAGAGAAGUUUUGGCAAGCAAAAUGCCUUCUCACGAAAGAGAAUGUCCUUUGUUCCACAGGGUUACAAGAAUACCUUGACGUUCUAAGUUCAGAGAAAGAUUUAUUUCAGGAAUUUCGUGAAGAACCCAUUUUGGCAAGACGGAUGAGCGGACUUCACACAACUCCAGCACCACCUCAUACACGCAUUACCGUACUGAAACCAAUGGGAGCUGUUCAGAGUGAUGUCGCAAGACAACCAACAACAGAACAGGCUAUUGAGCAAAAUGGAUUGGAGAUGAGAAGGUUUCAUCAGAGGUCUAGUUCAGAGGAAGGAGCCCCUUCGCAGCCAAGUAGAAUAGUACUCUUGAGGCCUACCCCAGGGAAGGCUAGUAUCACAAAGGCAAAGCUGACUCCCAAGGCAACUUCAUUUCGGCUAAUUGACCGGAAAAGUUUCAAGACAGUAUUAGAUACUCAUGGGGAAACCCUAGGUUCUACAGGAGUAGUGCAUGAUAUCAUUCGGCAUCAACAAGAUGGCCACGGUCAACGCGAUGAGUCUUUCUUAUCUUCCACGUAUUCAAAUGGGUAUGGUGGUGAUGAAAGCUCAUUUAGUGAUUCAGAAAUAGAUCGUAGUGGAGACUCCGAAAUUGAUGAUAUUGAAGAAGAUGGUGGUAGCAUCAGUGACUCAGAGGCAGGUAGUCCUAUAUCAAAGUAUUCAUGGGAUUACACCAGAAGAUACGGAAGUUCCUACUCAGGCUCAUCUUCUAGCAGGAUCUCACAUUUUCCUGAUUCAUCGAUUAUUAAAGAAGCCAAGCAACGGCUUUCCGAGCGAUGGGCAAUGGUAACUUGUGAGGAUACCAGUCAAGAGCAAGUGCGGCUGCCAAGGAGCACAUGCACCUUGGGGGAGAUGCUCUCCCUUAAUGAAGUGAAGAAAGAAGAUGUCACUACUUGCAUAAAGGAUGAUAAAACUAUGUUGAGGUCUAGGAAGUUGCCAAGAUCAAAUUCUCUGCCAGUGAGUUCACAUACAUUUGAUAACAUGGUGGCAAAAGUGCAAGUUUCACAUCCUGAGAGCUGCAAACCAACAACACAUUUGAUGAACAGAGUUUCUGAUUUUUUGUUUCCUAAAAGAAAGAAAGUAAGGCAGAAAUCCACCCAUCAUCCAUCCAAUUGCUUUGAUGAGAAGAUUGAAGCUUGUUUUGGUGACAGUCAGUCACCUGCCAGUCAUAAGUUAGAAAGUAAUGAAAAACUAGCACUGUCUGAAGAGAAAAAUGAUGUUUCUGUUAGACAAAACUUUACCAGCACUUCAGAGGGAACUGCUUCAGUUGAUGUGCCUAUAUCAUUGAUCUGUCGACGUAGAAAAAUGGAUAGACUAGGAUUACAUGAAGGCCUAAAUAGCACCCGUGAUCAGCCCAGCCCUACCUCAGUUCUCGAUGCACCCUCUGAAGAUAGCAGUUGUAACGAACCUGAAUCAUUUGGAAGCACUAAUUCCAAUAAUGCGAAAGCUGCAUCAAGAUCCUCAGCAAUCGAGGCUGUUGCCUGUUCCUUAUCAUGGGACGAUGACACCUCAGAAUCGCCAUUACCUGGUCUACCAAGGCACCUUCCCUCCGAUGUAGACGACGAUGAAUCAGAAUGUCAUGUCCUAGUGCAGAACAUAAUGUCAUCUGCUGCAUUAGACGACGACGCACGUUCAAGUAUGGUUUUUACUGGUUGGCACUUACCUGACUGCCCUCUUGACCCAGUCCUGUGUAACAAACUUCUGGAGUUACGGAAGCAAAGGUCGUACCAAAGGCUUCUUGUUGACUGUGUCAAUACUGCUCUAGUUGAGAUCGGCGAGAACGCCAUGCUAAGCUCAUUCUCAUGGAGCAAAGCACACACUAGAACACGGAGGGACAACUCAUCCGCUGCGUUGAGGGUAGAAGUCUGGAGCAUCCUGAAAGACUGGAUCUACGGGGCACGGAUGUUUGUGGUGAGCAGGAGAGAUAACACUGGGAUCUUGACGGAUAGAGUUGUGAAGCAGGUGGUUGAAGGAAGUGGCUGGGUGAAAAUGAUGCUGUCGCAGGUGGUUGACAUUACAGAACAGAUUGAGGCGGGAGUGCUGGAGGCGCUGGUGGCAGAAACUGUGCUGGAUUUCGCUGCUUGCUCCUGUGAACGAUGAGGUAUCCCGCAGCAGCCGAUGAAUAUCUUGGCAGCUGCUCCUUGAAUUGUUGUACGUGGAUAUGAUUGAUCCACCUGCUGGUGUCAUCACUAUGUAGUUGAUUAGAAGAUUGUAGUGUUCACAAGUUUUGUGGCAUUUUAUUUGAUCAACUCAUCGUAAGUUGGUAGUGCAGUUCACCAGAAUUAAGCCAAGGUUAUCUUGCCAAAAUACAUUUUGGAAAUUUAGAAUUCCAAA
This is a messenger RNA of Lolium perenne, 3143 nucleotides long. RefSeq lists its product as uncharacterized. The record is from RefSeq and is a predicted model, not a curated record. NCBI's taxonomy places the organism in Eukaryota, Viridiplantae, Streptophyta, Magnoliopsida, Poales, Poaceae.